AUGUUUGCGAGAGUCUCAGACAAACUACAUCACAGAAAACACCAACAACAACAACAACAGCAGCAGCAGCAGCAGCUACAACAACAGCAGCAACAACAAGAGCAGCAGCAACAACAACAACAGCAACAACAACAACAACAACAGUCCCUGCAGCACAAUCAGCAGCUCAGACAGGCACAAGCAAACUUCUUGCAAGGCUCAGGCCCGGAGCAGAUUCCCAGCGGCCCCACCUUUACUUCUGCCUCACAUUUGACGCUCAGUGGGAACGUCAGCCUUCAGAACAAUCCGUCGGGUUUUCCUAGUGAUUUAGGAACCAGCGCCGAAGAACAUAGCCAACAACGCCCACUAGUGGAGCAAGGCCAGAGUGAAAUGGAUGAUGCUGUGGCAGCUCAGGCAAACCUGCAUCAUGCUACCCAACAGGCAAGAGUUGCAGCUAUAAACGCGGCGGCGACGCAGGCUGCUCUGGACGGCGCCAUCGCAACGAAUAACGUGCAGGCAUCUUCGGUCCAGACGCCAAAAGCGGCGGGCCAACCUGCUGUUCGCAAAACCGCGGGACGAUAUGCCCUGAACGAUUUUCAGAUCGAGAGAACAUUGGGCACUGGAUCGUUUGGACGUGUACAUCUGGUCCGAUCAAGGCAUAACGGCCGAUUCUACGCCGUCAAGGUACUGGGCAAAGAGAAGGUCAUCAGGAUGAAGCAGAUCGAGCACACGAAUUCGGAGAGACAGAUGUUGGUCCGUGUCCGUCAUCCAUUUCUUGUCAAUCUGUGGGGAACAUUCCAGGACGUGAAUAACCUAUACAUGGUUAUGGACUUCGUAGCUGGCGGGGAGCUUUUCAGUCUUCUUCGAAAGUCUCAGCGAUUCCCCAACUCGGUUGCCAAGUUCUAUGCAGCAGAGGUGGCCUUGGCGCUAGAUUACUUGCAUUCUUUGGACAUAAUCUACCGUGAUCUAAAGCCAGAAAACUUACUGCUCGGAGCAGAUGGUCACAUCAAGGUCACAGAUUUUGGCUUUGCCAAAUUCGUGCCGGACAUCACUUGGACUCUCUGUGGUACCCCAGAUUACUUGGCCCCGGAAGUCGUUCAAUCGAAGGGAUACAAUAAGAGCGUCGAUUGGUAUGCGUUGGGUGUUUUGAUUUUCGAAAUGCUGGCGGGGUACCCCCCAUUCUUCACCGAGGACGGGAAUCCAAUGAAGUUGUACGAGAAGAUUAUAGCAGGCAAGGUCAGGUAUCCUACCUACUUCGAUGCCCUUGCCAAAGAGCUGUUGAAGAACUUGCUGGUCGGAGAUCUGACCAAACGUUUUGGAAAUCUUCGGGCUGGUUCUGCAGAUAUAUUCGCCCACGGCUGGUUUGCUGAAGUCGAUUGGGAUAAACUGUACCGUCGAGAGAUCCCCGCGCCCUAUGUCCCGAAGAUACAAGGGGAUGGUGAUGCGAGCCAGUUUGAUCGUUAUCAGGAAGCAGAUGUCAGUGAGUAUGGAAGAACCGGCGUUGGUCAAUAUGAUCACUAUUUUGUAGACUUUUAA
This is a messenger RNA of Kockovaella imperatae, 1515 nucleotides long. Its product is annotated as kinase-like domain-containing protein. Gene Ontology annotation, cellular component: cAMP-dependent protein kinase complex; nucleus. The transcript has 9 exons. Gene Ontology annotation, molecular function: cAMP-dependent protein kinase activity; ATP binding. The record is from RefSeq and is a predicted model, not a curated record. NCBI's taxonomy places the organism in Eukaryota, Fungi, Basidiomycota, Tremellomycetes, Tremellales, Cuniculitremaceae. Gene Ontology annotation, biological process: peptidyl-serine phosphorylation. Bases 1 to 1515 code for a protein of 504 amino acids.